AUGCUGCCGAUCAAAACUGCAGCUCCUAUUCGGAAACGCAAAGCCCACAGAAAGUCCCGUAAUGGGUGUGCGAAUUGCAAGCUAAGAGGUAUCAAGUGCGAUGAGACAAAACCAUGCUGCAGGAGAUGCGAUGCAUUCAAUGUAGUUUGCUGUUAUGGUUCCAAGUUCUCGCCCGAGAGCCUUUCUGCCAAGCCGAGUUUUCGGGUGCAUAUAGGUGCCGCUCCCCAGGCCGUUGUGCAAUCUCCACCAGCUCCCUUACCUAUCUCGGGGUCUCGGCAUAGCUUAGAGAUAUACCAGCUCUUAGCCAGAGAUAUUCCCCUUAUCGAGAAGUUCCAGAAACGUACGGCCUGGACGCUAGGGACAAGGGCAACGCAUCAUGUUUAUGCGGAGAAAGUCCUGCCUUUAGCAUUCACGAACCCGCUAUUAAUGCAUACCGUUCUUGCCAUGGCUGAAAUGCAUGACCUGGCCAUGGAACCCUUCGGAACCAGGCGGUCAUACUCGCUCACGUAUCACUGGUACCACGCUGUGUCCUCCAUGCGGCAAUAUCUCAACAGACCCUUCGCGCCGUCCGAUGGCGAUGUACUCUGGAUAUCUGCAAACCUGAUAAGCAUCAGUCACCUGGCCUACGUAGAGGAGCGAUACCCCGAAGAAGCUUGGCCGCUUCGCUCGCCAUCCCCAGCCGACCUCCUGUGGUUUACCCUUUGCGACGGUCAGAAGGUCGUCGCGGAACUAACGAAUCCCACGAGGGAUAAUGCUCCGUUCUAUCUCCCGGCGAGGUCGGAAGAGCGCUCGACGGCGAAGUGGCUUCCUAAGGAGUUUGAGGCGUUCUUCGAGGUUCUGAACUCCCGCCGAACCGACGAAGGCAAUUUUAGCAAUCGAGAGGACAUUGAUGAAGAGGGUAUUGGUAGGAUUCAUGGUGUUAGAAUCAAUCCCUAUCAUAAAGCUGUCAAAAUAGCUGUUGAGUUGUUCGAGCGCGAGCUGGACCAUGAAAACAUUCUAGCGCAUGUCUGUUUCUUUAGAGCGCUCGAUGCUCCGUUCCGCGAGCUGUUGAUCCGCAAAGACGAGAAGGCAAUGCUUGUGCUUUUAUACUGGUAUGCCAAGAUCUGCGAUCGGAGGAUCUGGUGGUUGUGGAAACAGUCUUGCACCGAAGGAGUUGCUAUUUGCAGGUAUCUGGAGAGAGCGUGGACUAUAUCUGGGGAUGAGGUUGGGUUGCGUUUGCUUGAGCUGCCGAGAAUGCGUUUGAUGACUGCUUCGGGAGUGGCGGGGUAG
Xylaria bambusicola is the source of this 1269-nucleotide messenger RNA. RefSeq lists its product as uncharacterized. Gene Ontology annotation, molecular function: zinc ion binding; DNA-binding transcription activator activity, RNA polymerase II-specific. The record is from RefSeq and is a predicted model, not a curated record. NCBI's taxonomy places the organism in Eukaryota, Fungi, Ascomycota, Sordariomycetes, Xylariales, Xylariaceae. Gene Ontology annotation, biological process: regulation of transcription by RNA polymerase II. The transcript has 4 exons. Bases 1 to 1269 code for a protein of 422 amino acids.